UUCUACUAGAUAAAAUUUCGAUGUGAUUAAUCCUGCACAAGUGAUUUUCUCGUUUAAUUGAACUCAAAUUAGGGAAAAAAUAGUGUGCAACAUCCAUCAGCCAGAGUUUUUAAAGAAGGUAGCACAAAACCACCGUCAAAAUGCAUGAAAAAGGCUUCAUCAACAUGUUCAAAGGGACGGCACCUCAAAUCGUUGCCGUAAUGGGAGGUACAAUCGGAGCAAUAUCAGAUGGCAUGCACUAUGGCUGGUCAGCACCUUUCAUGCCCAUCCUGGAAAAAGAGGACAGUCACAUCCAGAUAUCGCCAUCGGACGUCACCUGGCUAGAAUCCAUUUAUCUAAUUGGCGGACUCGCAGGUCUUCCAGUAACUAUUUAUUCGGUGGACCGAUUGGGACGCAAAGCUUCCAUCCUAUUAGCUGCGGUCAUUUCGCUUAUCGCCUGGAUACUUAUCGCUGUUGCGAACGAUGUGAUUUAUUUGUAUGUAGCUAGAUUUAUGGUUGGUCUGUCAGGAGACGUGGCCUUCGUAGCGGCCCCAAUGUACAUAGCGGAAAUAGCGGACAAAAAGAUCCGAGGCUUCCUAGCGGGAGUCAUCUACGUCAUGAUGCUGGUCGGAAUCCUAGUAGUCUACGCCGUUGCUCCGUUUGCUCCGUUCUACGCUUGCUCAGUCAUCGGUUCAGUGUUUGUCAUCAUCCAACUAAUCUCUUUUCCGUUCAUGCCCGAUUCUCCGUACUAUUUAUUACAAAAGAACAAAAACGACAAGGCCAAGCGUCACUUGUUGCGACUCAGAACAAACGAUAAUGUCGAUAAGGAAAUGGAGGAAAUUACUACGGCUGUGAAUCGGCAACGAAGCGAAAGAGGCAGACCUCAGGAUUUGAUUUUGUCCAAGAGCAAUAGGAAAGCUUUGAUUAUAAUGACUGUGUUGAAUGCUUCGCAGCAUUUUAGCAGUAUCAGUGUUAUGCUGAUGAACCUCCACUCCAUCCUUAAAGAAGCGGAAUCGGAAUAUAUUUCCUUUGAAGUUGCUGGAAUUUUGUUUUCGACUUUUAUGUUGAUAGCUGCUACAAUUGCUGACUUUACCGUUGAUAAGUUUGGGCGUAAGGGAUUGCUGAUAUCAUCUAGUUUACUUAGUGGCCUAUCGCUUUUAGUUCUAGCGAUAUACUUUACAAUGAAAAAUUCUAAUUAUGAUGUUAAAGGCAUUUCUUGGAUACCCAUAGCAGCUGUUAUGGUCUAUGCCGCGGUAUUCAAAUUUGGAUUAGGUAUAAUUCCAAUUGUAAUGACUGCCGAACUAUUCCCUGCCAAAGUUAAAGCGAUGGGCAUGACCCUAGCUGAUUUCUCGUACUUAUUUUUCGGGUUAAUUUCAGUCGAAAUGUAUCAGCGAUUGAUUCAUGCUUACUAUUUGGACAUACCGUUUUACAUUUUUGCAUCGUCUACGCUGCUCACGGCGAUAUUUUCUUGGUGGUACAUUCCUGAAACUAAAGGGAAAACUUUAGAAGAAAUUCAGUAUAUUUUGAAGGGGGAACCGAUUCCUCAAGAAGGCGUUGUUAGUAUAGAAAACGGGGUGAAUGGUGUUAAAGAAGACAAAGAACAAAUUAAAUUAGAGGAAAUAAUUAAUUCACAAAAUAGUGUAAGUACAAAAGAGUAGCAAGAAAUCAACUAAGCUUUUAUUAUUAAAUAAUGUCAAAAAAGGACAAUCAAACAAACUUAAUUUAUUUAGAUUAUUAUGCCAAUAUUUGUUAAUUUUAUAACAAUUGUUUGUACAUAGGUCUAUUUCUUGACUGAUGUGAUGUUAUACCAUACCUAUUAUUAUUAUAUUUGAGUUUAUUUAGCUACCUUCCUCGACAUUGUAGAUUGUAAAGGUAUUAAUGUUUUCUCAGUUUUAAUUUUAAAUUAUUCAGAGUCGUUAGAGUUAGUUAGAUAGUUUAAUUUUCAAUCCAGUGAAGUUAUCAAACUGUUAUACAUAAAUUAUCUAAUUUGAAAUUCCUUGCUAGCUAGUACAGGUUCGAACUAAUAAAAGAAGGCAUAACAUUAUGUGUUUAACGACAAUAUUUGUAACAAAAUCGGGCUAAGAAAAUAAGGAAUGAAUAAAAUAUUGUGAUACAAAUAAAGUGCUAAUGAUGAUAUGUUAAGUUUCUUAAAUACUUUAUGGGAAUUAAUCAUGUCUUAUCACAAAUAAAGUGUUUCAAUUACGAAUAAGUUGUUUAAUUUAUUUGAUUAUCAACAACAUCAUUAUCAGUGGCCUUCUUUGC
Ceutorhynchus assimilis (cabbage seed weevil) is the source of this 2241-nucleotide messenger RNA. The record is from the annotation of a GenBank genome assembly. Lineage: Eukaryota; Metazoa; Arthropoda; Insecta; Coleoptera; Curculionidae.